GCAUUUGGUCAGGCUUACUCUACCCAGCGUAAGGUUGCCGAGGAUGGGGAAACCAAUGAGGAGGCCCUACUACAAGAGUCUGCCACCAAGGAGGCCUACUUUAUGGGACGCCUUCUGGAGCUCCAAUCUGAGCUCAAGCACAGCCGGACCACUGCCUCCAACACACAGGCUCACAAUGAGCACCUGAGUAUGCUGCUGCAGGAGCUCAGGGAGCAGAGUCAUGAAAUGUUGGAGCUGCAGCGGAGUCGAAUGCAAGAGGAGAUCAGGGAGUACAAGUUUCGGGAGUCACGGCUUCUUCAGGAUUACACAGAGCUGGAGGAGGAGAACACCUCUCUGCAGAAGCUGGUGUCAACACUAAAACAAAGCCAGGUGGAAUAUGAAGGCUUAAAGCAUCAGAUCAAGGUUCUGGAGGAGGAGACGGAGCUCCUCAACAGCCAGUUACAGGAUGUGUUGCGCCUGAAAGACAUCUCAGACACUCAGCUGGAGGAGUCCCUGGAGUCUCUGAAGAGUGAGCGUGAGCAGAAGAAGCACCUGCGUCGAGAGCUGCUCCACCAUCUCAGCAUGUGCGACGUGGCGUACACUGGCAGUGCUCAUCUAAUGUUCACCUCUGCCCCACCUAGUGGCAGCGCCACCCCAACAUCUCUGACAUCACCUGGUGUAGAGGAGCCCACAAGGUGUAAUGGUCACCAACAUGGUGGGACAGUGGUGGGGUUGGUGCCCAGGCCUAAUGGAGAGUGCUUUGAACCGGGUCAGACAGCGAAGAGUGGAGCUACAGCUGACCUCUUUAGUGAGAUCAACUUGACAGAGAUUCAGAAGCUGAAACAGCAGCUGGUGACGGUUGAAUGUGAGAAAGUAGCUGUGAUGACCAGCCUGCAGGAGUCCCAGACUCAGCUGCAACACACACAAGAAGCCUUGAUGGAGCAGCAUGAGAAGGCCCGCCGACUCAGCCAGAAAGUAACAAAUCUCCAUCGCCUACACCUUCAGGGGAACCAGGAGUUUCCAGCCGCUMUCAUCUCUUCACCUAACUCUGAAACCCUGAUGGAGCUGGAUAGGGAGGAGGAGACCAUAGACAGAGCAGAAAGUGAGACACUGAGUAAAAGUCUUUUUGUACCACAUGCCUGGUCUGGAGAUCCUGCAGUGUAUUGUGUGGCUGUUACAGAGGUGGUGGAACUUAAGGCAGAGAUGAAGGCCCUCAGAGAGAAGCUAGCUCAGCCUGAUGAGGGAACACCUGAGGAGAAACCAGGCCAAGGCACUGAGCUCCAGAAGGUAGAGAGGCAGGUCAUCUUGGAGAAGAUCUGUCAUGAGAGACAGGAGAAGAUAUCUAAGCUUGAGUUGGAACUGCAGGCAGCUCAGUCGACUGCCAGGGAGAGUCAGGGGGCUUUGAAUGCAGCUCAGGACGAGCUGGUGACCCUGAGRGAGGAGCUUGCACAGCUCUAUCAUCACGUGUGUUUAUGCAAUAAUGAGACGCCCAACCGUGUCAUGCUGGAUUACUACAGACACGGCAGAGGGCUUCGGGGCCACAGCGCCAGUCUCAAAGCCAUGUCAUCAGACAACAGCAAAGUUCUUCUUACGCCACGCUUAUCCAGGCGGCUAGCUACUGUCACUUCAACAACCACUUCUCCUAGAGAAUCCCGAAGUCCCUCUGCAUCUCCACUCAAAGAACCUCUGCCUCAGGAGGGCAGAAAAGAUGAGAAGGAGGUGGACAGAGAGGAUCUUCAGGCAAUAUGUGAGGAAAGUGCACCCCCCUUCACACCCCCUACCUGCUCACCCAGUAUAAGUGCCUCUUCAUCUUCAUCAUCUUCUUCAUCGCCGGCCCUGGAGCCUCUGGGUGAGCUGCGCAAGGAGCCCAUGAACAUCUACAACCUCAAUGCUAUCAUUAGAGACCAGUUGAAGUACCUCCAGCGAGCAGUAGACAGAUCCUUACAGCUCUCCAGGCAGAGAGCUGCAGCAAGGGAAGUGGCCCCUUUUCUGGACAAGGAUAAGGAGAGCUGCAUUGAAGAGAUCCUAAAGCUCAAGUCCUUACUCAGCAGCAAGAGAGAGCAAAUAGCUACUCUUAGAUUGGUCCUCAAGGCCAACAAACAGGUGAGAAGAAAAACUUGCUUUUGUCAUGAAUGAAGGGCUGAAGAAAACUGACCAGUCUAGUAUAAAAAGGUUUAUGUCAUGAAAAUGAUGUAGCUCUAAGACAGGGGUUCUUAACCUUUUUGACCUCGGGGCCCAAUUUAUUGAACAUAAAGUG
This is a messenger RNA of Austrofundulus limnaeus, 2236 nucleotides long. RefSeq names its product protein bicaudal D homolog 1. Gene Ontology annotation, cellular component: cytosol; Golgi apparatus. The record is from RefSeq and is a predicted model, not a curated record. NCBI's taxonomy places the organism in Eukaryota, Metazoa, Chordata, Actinopteri, Cyprinodontiformes, Rivulidae. Gene Ontology annotation, biological process: regulation of microtubule cytoskeleton organization; positive regulation of receptor-mediated endocytosis; microtubule anchoring at microtubule organizing center. Gene Ontology annotation, molecular function: dynein complex binding; dynein intermediate chain binding; cytoskeletal adaptor activity.